Molecule: messenger RNA, 1254 nt
Organism: Pocillopora meandrina
Lineage: Eukaryota; Metazoa; Cnidaria; Anthozoa; Scleractinia; Pocilloporidae
Source: the annotation of a GenBank genome assembly
UCCUGCAAGCACAUCCGGGACGCUGGAGACUCCAGAGGAGACGGGGAAUACUGGAUUGACCCUGAGAACAAAGGAAGCCCUUUGAAGGUCUAUUGCGACAUGACAACCGAUGGAGGUGAGCGACAGGUGUAUUUUGAGGCACUUUUUAGCUCGUGUUGAACGGGUGAGAGAUAUGAAAUAAACCCCUCUUUUGGCGUGCCUUGACAUCAACGAUUAAUUGGAAUUCUAUUGUUUGAGCAUCUUAAACAAAACGACAUGGUCCUCAGACUAACGAUAUGUAGUAAGCGCCAGGGAAAAGAAAUGUACCGGCUUCCGCUCGCCUCUCAAAUACCUCUCAAAUACCUCUGUGCAGUAAGCGAAUCGAUCGGAAAAAAAAAUCGUACUUAAUUUUUCCGGUUUACAUCUAAUCAUAAAAGUUGUUUUCCUCACAUGCUUUUUCAAAACUCUUUUCCUUACUAGCUAUGAGCAUAAAAGAUAUCCGAUUAAAGGCAGCGGGGUCGAGAAUACCCAGCACUUGCCCAACGUAUGGCAAAUCUAGCGUCUUUUUCCCCACCGAUGCCAUCUUCAAACAUUUACAUACUACAAACUUAUUCGAAUUUUUUCACAAACUUAGCAUAUCUUCGCUCGAUUAAAAUAUAUCUCAAUUGUUCAAGACCGGAGGCGUACACGAUCUUUUGAUAAGCUAAGUUGUAUUUCUUUGCUGUUUCAGGAGGCUGGCUUCUCGUUUCCAACCUUGUGAUGGCCAACUCAAGUCGGUCCGUUCCGCUGUUGGUUGAGUGGUCGUACCAUGCUAUCAGCCAAUAUCACAGGAACAACAUGUUUCUGGCAAAAACGGCCAUGAAUGAGCUCAGAACAUACUUGAAUUUUACUCAGCUGAGAUUCCAUUGCAGCAAACGAUCGAAGCGUACGUUCCACGUGACCACAGCCACCAAUAGCAUCGGAGAAGCUGUGGUCCAGUACUUUAGCGGUCAGACAGAUGCGCGACCAUACUCGUGUAAAUCUUUUGUCAGAAUGGAAGACGACAACUCAAAAUUAGCCAAGGUCUGCCGACAGUGGGGGUCUGGGGACUUUAGAAAGCGCUACGUUGGUAAAUGGAGCUCAUCUAAUCGCGAUGACAACAGAUUGUAUGAUCAUACUGUGAUCGUCUGGUGGACCUAUCACUGGACUAUUCGGCCACCACAACGACGAUUUGACUGCGACGAUCUUGCACAUACAGUAUCUGCCGGUGAUUUCUGGAAAGUUUUUGUACGUUAG